Acyrthosiphon pisum (pea aphid) is the source of this 2068-nucleotide messenger RNA. RefSeq lists its product as uncharacterized. The record is from RefSeq and is a predicted model, not a curated record. Bases 167 to 1465 code for a protein of 432 amino acids. The transcript is spliced from 6 exons. Gene Ontology annotation, cellular component: axon; neuronal cell body; dendrite. Gene Ontology annotation, biological process: sensory perception of taste; chemosensory behavior; male courtship behavior. Lineage: Eukaryota; Metazoa; Arthropoda; Insecta; Hemiptera; Aphididae.
ACCUAAAUGAUGACAUGCCACUUUUCAAAAUAAUUAUAAGUAAACAAAUGUCCAUCACAUAUUUCUGUGCUAUCCGUUCUGCAAUUAUAUUUUAUAAGACACACAACUUGUUGAUCACAAUGUUUUUUAUAAUUCUGGGUUAUGUUGCGAUAUUUUCUCUAGUGUAAUGUUUAAGUUCUAUUUAAAUAAAUUAUUAUCCAGUCUAAAUCUAGUAUACUUUUUGGCUUUAGCAAUGACCUGCGUAAUGAAUUUAAAAAAUGCAUCUGCCACCGUUUGUUCGUUGUCGGAAUGUAAAAAUCCAGUAAAGACAGAGGUAUUAGCUAUGUUCUCUCGAUCUGUUGCCAUCGCAUGCUUCAUAUGCAGAAUAACGAUUAUGUACAAAAGUAAGAGCGAUUUUCCUAAUUACGUGAAAAAAGUCGAAGACUAUGAAUUAAACUUUCCGGUAAAAAUCUCCCAAAAAAGACACAUUCGAUUCAUUGCUAUGGCUAUAAUAUCUUUGUACAUCGUCAUCAUAUUGCCCAUAAAUGUAAUGAGAAUUUAUUUAAUUUACACUAACAUUGGGAAGAUAAACACGAUGAUUUUUUAUACAAUGAUGUACGUACACAAUUGGAGCAUUUGCUCCACAGAAAUACAUUUUAUCGUACGUUGUGUCGGUCUGUACCAAAAAUUCCAAUCUAUCAACGAAGAAAUGUCUACGCUGAGAUUAAAAACCAUAGCCGGAAACAAAUUCCCGGUCGUCGGACAAAGCGAAAGACACGAUCACGAUAACACAUUACUUAUCGGUUUGGAAACCCCCGGCGGCGGUUCGCCACUUUCGGUAUCCUCCAACGAGCAUCAACCAGCCGACCACGUUGAGCUACUCAGGAUGAAGCAUCAGUUUGUCCGAGGUACUGUCGUAGAACUCAACGAUUUGUACGGUAUACAGUUGGGAUUGUCGAUAUGUCUAUUGUUUAUGAUGACAUUAGUCGACAUUUACGGCGAAGUGUCCGUCGAGUCCAACGUAACCAAAACUCACGUUCUAUUCUACGGAUGGCUGCUACAAUACUCGUUCAGAUUUUGUGUGAUCGUACUGACGUCGCACAUUACCACAACACAGGCACACCAACCAAAAAUGAUAAUAACUGAUAUAAAUAACCGUUACGCAGAUAACAGUACAAAAAAAGAGUUAGAACUAUUCUUGUGUCAAUUGUCUAGUCGUCCAGUAGAAUUCACUAUCUGUGAUUUGUUCACACUGAACAUUCGCCUCAUCACUUCUGCUUACAAUACAAAAAUGCUUUUAGCUGAUAUAAAUAAUCGAUAUUUAGAUAAAACCACAAAGGAAGAGUUAUACUUAUUUUUUGAUCAAAUAUAUCAAGGUUCAUUGGAAUUUACUUCGUGCAAUUUUUUCACAUUACACCCUCAUCUUAUAACUACUGCUUUGGCUACGGGAACAACAUGUCUUGUCAUAUUAUUACGAAUCAAUUAAACAAAAUAAAUUGAAAAUAACCAACAUCAGUUACUUUGUAUCUACAAAACAAUUAUCUAGCAGUAAGCCGAUGGAAUGCAAAGAACUAAUACAAAUACUAAAAUACAAUAUUUCAACAUAAAAUUGUUUUAUAUACCUAUUUAUUUAAAAUUGAUCCAAUGUACUGUAUUAACAUUUACUACAUUCGAGUAAAAUCAUUACAAACGAUAUUCAAUAAAGUUCAUUAUUGUAUAACUAUUAACUGCAAUCCGUGAAUAGCUUUUAAACCCUGUACAAUUAAUUAUUCAUAUUGAAACAUUUAUGGUUGGUUGCAUUUUAUUUUUAGUGGUAUUUUAUAAACUAUAAGAGUAAAAAUUAACAUCUGAAUUAUGAUGUUGGACAUAAAUUAAUGAGUCAUCGGUAUAGGUUACCGUGUAAGAAUAGGAACUUCGGUUCAGGGGUAUGAGGUCAAAUACUGAGUAUAAAAUGAAACUAUCUUUUUCCCCAGGAUAAUCAUAAUUCGCACGUCAUUGUCUAAAUAUAACGUAGGUACACUACAAAAAUUAUUUAAAAAAAAAAAAUUAUUAUUAUUGUUAUUAUUAUUAUGUAAUUAUUAUUUUUGUA